ACGAGUUGAAAAAGCAAAUAAGCGAGGCAUUAAAUAAAAUUGAUAAAAUAAAUGAUAAAUUAAUUGAGCUUACGGAAAAGAAGAAUCAGAAUGAUAAUUCUUCUCAGAAUAAUAUUUCUUCUAACUAA
This is a messenger RNA of Racocetra fulgida, 128 nucleotides long. The record is from the annotation of a GenBank genome assembly. Lineage: Eukaryota; Fungi; Glomeromycota; Glomeromycetes; Diversisporales; Gigasporaceae.